AUGCUGCCCCGGAUGAGCUCUCUUCCUGAUCUGUGCCAUGAAGUCAAUUGUGAGAAAGGAUAUGUUUGCCGAGCUAUUCACAAUCAGGCAGAGUGUUUUCCAGAACCCCAAUCCUGCAAUUCUGUCCAAUGCCAAGAAGGGACCCUCUGUGCAAUAGUCGAUGGCUUUCCCAGAUGUGUUCCUUACCCGCCCUCUUGCCAUCAGGUCCAAUGUAAAGAAGGGACAAUUUGUAGCCUGACAGAUGGCUUCCCCAAAUGCGUUCCUGUGCCGCAAUCCUGUGCCUCCGUUCAGUGCAAAGAAGGCACCAUCUGUGCCAUUAUUAACAGUUGGCCUCAGUGCAUUACAAGGCCUGCGUCCUGCCAAAACAUCCCAUGCAACCCAGGAAUGGUGUGUGAACUCAUUAAUGGCUGGCCGCAGUGUGUGCCUCACCCGCCUUCCUGUCACAGCGUCCAUUGCAAAGAUGGGACCGAGUGUCAGAUCGUUCACGGCCAGGCUCAGUGCGUUCCAACCUCUGCCUCGUGCAGUGAGAUCCUGUGUGAGAAAGGAACCAUGUGUGAGAUGGUCCAUGGCCGAGCCAAGUGCGUCCGAUUGCCACCAUCCUGCCUCCAUAUUGAAUGCAGACAAGGGACCAUGUGUGAUAUGGUUGAUGGGUGGCCAAAAUGCGUCCCAAGUCCAACUUGCAAAGAUUUAAAUUGCGAAGCUGGUACCGAAUGCAAGAUGGUGAAUCACCUGCCCAGAUGCUUGCCUGUUCCACUCUCCUGUGACCAAAUUCACUGCAGGCCUGGGUCUGUAUGUCAGCUGGCAGAUGGUCAGCCCUUAUGUGUGCCCAUCUCACCCUCUUGCAACAGGAUCCAUUGUGAGGAAGGAACAAUCUGUGAGAUCCUUGACGGUGUCCCCAGAUGUGUGCCUGCCGUCACCUCCUGUAACAACGUACAGUGCCCGACGGGAACCAUCUGUGAAAUGAUCAACAAUUGGCCCACCUGUAGGCCUCGCCCACACUCCUGUGAGAGCAUUGUGUGCAAGAAUGGAACGGUCUGUGACAUCGCCGAUGGUUGGCCAACUUGUAUUCCAGUUGUGCCAACAACUUGUGCGGCCAUUGUUUGCAGAGAGCAAGCUGUGUGUGAAAUGGUGAAUGGUGUACCAACCUGCACACCCAUCCCACUGUCUUGUGACAGAUAUAAGUGCAGACAGGGAACUAUUUGUGAAGUUGUCCGUGGAUGGCCCAUGUGCAUACCUUUGGCAUCUUCAUGUGAGAAAAUAGAGUGUGCACAGGGCUCUGUUUGUAACAUAAUUGAUGGCUGGCCUAAAUGUGUCACUGCCCCACCCACUUGUGACCAACUUCAAUGUAAAGUAGGAACCAUCUGUGAAAAAGUAAAUGGCCAGCCUGCGUGUGUUCCACUCCCUCCCUCUUGUGAUCAUGUCUAUUGCCAAGAAGGGACAGUUUGUGAAAUCAUGGAAGGAUGGCCGAGAUGUGUUCCAAUUCCCGCAUCCUGUGACAAAAUCAACUGCAGACCAGGGACCACUUGCAAAAUAAUUGAUCACUGGCCUCAGUGUGUCCCCAUCCCACCUACCUGUGACAAACUACGCUGCAAAGAUGGCAGCAUUUGUGAAAUUGUUGAUGAUUGGCCCAUGUGCAUGCCCACUCCAGCUUCCUGUGAUAAAAUCGAGUGCAAAGAAGGAACUAUUUGUGAAAUGGUUGAUGAUUGGCCCAGAUGUAGCCAAAUCUUGAACUCUUGUGAAAAAGUCCACUGCCAGGCAGGGACCAAAUGUGAAAUAUAUGAUGGGUUUCCAAAAUGCAUUUCUGUAUCUCUUUCCUGCAACAAUUACCGUUGCAAAGAAGGGUUUGUUUGUCAGAUCGAUAAUGGUUGGCCAAAAUGUGUUCCUGAUCUUUCUCCUUGUGAAAAACUCAACUGCAGUGCAGGAAUGAUAUGUGAGACACUUCACGGGCAGCCCAGAUGUGUCCCCAUCACCACCUCCUGUGCUAAUGUCAUCUGCCAGGAAGGAACCAUUUGUGAAAUCAACCAUGGUUGGCCUAAAUGUGUUCCCAUCUCUUGUGCAAACUUCAAAUGCAGAGAAGGGACUGUGUGUGAACUAUAUGAUGGGCAUCCGAAAUGUCUCCCCAUCUCACCUUCUUGUAACCAUUUUCAGUGCAGCUCUGGAACAGUUUGUGUAAUCAGCCAUGGUUGGCCCAAAUGUGUUCCUAUCUCAAUCUCUUGUGAGAACUUCAAAUGCAGUGAAGGAACUGUGUGCGAGAUAUAUGAAGGACAGCCAAAAUGCCUUCCUAGAUCCCCCUCUUGUCAUCAAUUCCAUUGUAAGAGUGGAACGGUGUGUCAAAUAAACAAUGGCUGGCCACAGUGUGUUCCGAUUUCCCCUUCUUGUGGAAAUGCCAGUUGCAGCAUUGGGACCACAUGCCAAAUGGUUUCUGGCUUGCCCCAGUGUGUUCCUACAUUGCUGUCAUGUGAUCAAUUCACCUGCCAUGAAGGAAGUGUUUGUAAAAUGGUUGAUAACUGGCCAAGAUGCCUUCCUAUCCCAUCCUCAUGUGAUAGGUCAAACUGCCAGGAAGGUACCAUUUGUGAGAUUGUUAAUGGAUUUCCAACUUGCAUCCCAAUUCCAUCGACGCUGUGUGCUUCUAUGCAUUGUCAAGCAGGAACUGUGUGUCAACUCAUUGGUGGAAGCCCACAGUGCGUGCCCAGCACACCUUCCUGUAGCCAGUUUCAGUGUCCUGCUGGGACUAUCUGUGACAUGGCCAGUGGAUGGCCCAAAUGCAUUCCUGUACCAACCUCCUGUGAAAACACCCAUUGUCAAAGUGGGACUAUUUGUCAAGUUAUAAAUGGUUGGCCCAAAUGUGUGGCCCCUGCACAUUCAUGCCAGACAACUCAAUGCUGGGAAGGGACUAUUUGUAGAAUGGUGGAAGGUUCACCUAGAUGUUUUCCUGCUGUAUCUUCUCAUGCAACGUGUUGGGCCUCUGGUCAGCCCCAUUAUCACACGUUUGAUGGACGCAGCUUUGAUUUCCAAGGUAGCUGCACUUAUACGGUGGUUAAGACCUGCAGAACCAGCUCCAAGCUGCCAUUCUUCCAUAUCUUCACCAAGAGUCAGAAGAAUUCCCCUUUCUCUUUCAUCAAUCAUGUCACCAUCACCAUCUACAACUCCAGCAUCACCAUGAUCAAGCACGAGUAUGGCCUUGUCAGAAUCAACCAGGUACGCUCUCGUCUGCCUGUAAGUUUAUACAAUGGGGUGGUCUCCAUAUACCAUCGAGGAAGCCAACUAGUUAUUGAAACACAGUUUGGCCUGAAGGCUUACUAUGACUGGAACUAUUACCUAGUGGUGAAGGUCACUGCAGCUUUUCAGAGUCAGAUUUGUGGCCUUUGUGGCAACUAUAACGGAGAUCCCAAUGAUGACUUUGCUACCCCUUCGGGAAGCUUGGCCGCCAACGCUGUGGAAUUGGGCAAGAGCUGGAAAGUAGAAGAUGGAGAUCUGGCUUGCAGACACGGCUGCCAUGACAGAUGCCUGCGGUGUUCUGAAGAGUUAGCAGCCAGAUACAACACAGAAAGUUUGUGUGGCAUGAUUGUUCAACACAGGAGUGGUCCUUUCCAUCGCUGCCAUUCCUUGAUUGAUCCCAAGCCAUAUUUGAAUGACUGCGUAAUUGAUUUAUGUGCCUUUGAGGGCUACAAGCAGAUUUUGUGUCGAGCCCUGAAGACUUAUGCUGAUGCUUGUCAGAGAGAAGGGAUGGCAAUAUCUGCCUGGAGGAAGCACGCUGGCUGCCCCUUGAUCUGUCCUAACCACAGCCAGCACAUGGCCUGUGGCACAGCCUGCCCUGCCACUUGUAGCAACCCUGAUGCGCCAAAGAAAUGCCACCUGCCCUGCAUGGAGAUCUGUCAGUGCAAGCCAGGUUAUGUGCUUGAUGGUGGCAAAUGCAUUCCCAAAGAGCAAUGUGGCUGCAUCUAUCACGGCCAGAUCUAUGCUCCCAACGAGCAGUUCUGGGGUGAUCAGCAGUGUCAUCAGCAGUGUGUAUGCAACCCCCGAGACAGGAAGGUGGUCUGCCACGGCUCCACUUGCAGGGAAGGAGAAGGGUGCCAUGUGAUUAAUGGCGUAAGAAAGUGUCAUCCAACUUUCUAUGGGACCUGCACUACCUUGGGUCAGCUGCAUUAUAUCACCUUUGAUGGACUGCAGUUUGACUUCCAUGGAACUUGCAUUUAUCGUUUGGCUGAGCUCUGCUACAAGACGCCAAACCUCACUCAAUUCCAAAUCCUGGUUCAGCACCAAGGACAGGGAUCUGAAACUCCAGCUGCUACCAAAGUACUUGAGGUCCACGUUUACGGGAUGGCAAUCCUUAUCAGCCAUAGCAAAGUCUUGCUGAACGGCUUAAUGAUCAACCUCCCUUACAAUGUUGACUAUAACAAAAUUUCCCUCUACCGCCUGGGAUGGGACAUUGAGAUCAUGACCGAUUUUGGUUUAAUGGUCACCUUUGACAUGAAGAAUAAUAUUCGUAUCUCAGUGCCAGGAAGCUACAGGGGAAGAACGUGCGGUCUCUGUGGCAAUUUCAAUGGGAAAGUAGAAGAUGACAUGAUGCAACAAAGUGGAAUGCCAACAACAGAUCCCGGAGAGCUGGGCAGAAGCUGGAAGAUCCGGGAUAUCCCAGGAUGCCAUGAGAAGGAAAGAGAGUCCUGUGUGGACAUGGUGCAUUUGGAGUACACGCAGAGAAUGAGUAAGGAGUGUGGUCUCCUACUAGACGUACAUGGCCCAUUCAAGAGCUGCCAUAGCAAGGCGCCGCCUCACUCAUACUUCCAAAACUGUGUCUUUGAUUACUGUUCCAAUAAGGGCAACAAGAAUGUCAUCUGUCACAUUAUCUCCUCCUACGCUGCAGCUUGCCAAACAUUAGGGAUCGAGAUUUCCGAGUGGAGGUCCGUCCGCUUUUGCAAACCUGACUGCCCCCCAAAUAGUCAUUAUAAAGUCUGUGCCAGCCACUGCCCUGUGACCUGUCACAGCCUCUUUAAUCCAGUCCUCUGCACUGCUAAUUGUCGAGAGGGAUGUGAAUGCAACCAAGGCUUUGUUCUGAGCGGAGACCAGUGUGUCCCCAUCUCACAAUGUGGCUGUGUCCACCAAGGUCUCUACUACAAGGCAGGUGAGUCUUUCUUUGUCAAUGGAUUUUGCAAGGAGCGAUGCACUUGCCACGUCGGUGGUAUCAUGGAGUGCCACCGUUCCUCCUGUGGACCCCAUGAGGAGUGCCGUGUGGUGGAAGGUAUCCAGAAGUGCCAUUCAGAUGCUCCCAAGAAGAGUGGGACCUGUCAUGUAGCUGGAGACCCCCACUUCAUCACCUUUGAUGGCUCCACCUUUGACCUUCAGAGCAACUGCACUUAUACGCUGGCAAGGAGCUGUACACGUCAGCAUUCCCUUCCAUCUUUCUCCGUCAAUAUACAGAAUGAAAGGCGAUCCAGGGGCAAAAUCUCCGUAACAAAAGUUGUAUCUAUCACAGCCUACCAAAACACCAUUUCUCUCUUGCGAGAAAGGAGAGGCAUUAUCCUGGUGAAUGGUGCCAUUACCUACUUACCUUUCCGCCUUGAAAGCGAUAGUAUGUGGGUCUUCUAUCAUGGUGACAACAUUGUGCUUCGGACAGACUUUGGCUUGUUUGUCUCUUUUGACCAACUCUACCACCUGAUUGUCCAGGUGCCUGAGGCUUAUCAGAGCCAGAUGUGUGGUUUAUGUGGCAAUUACAAUGGGCAUCCCCUUGAUGACAUCUCUCUGCCCACUGGCCAGCCAGCCCUAAGCGUGCAAACCUUUUCGGCUGCAUGGAAAGUAGCUGCUCCUUCUGCCGCUUGUACCGAAGAUUGUGCCUCCAUUGUGUGUGGUGCAUGUCAAGAGAGUCGGAAGGCCAGCUACAUACACAGCACCCAGUGUGGCAUUUUGCAGUCCCCCUAUGGACCUUUCAGUGCUUGCUAUUCCACCAUCAACCCUACGGACUUCUACAACAAUUGUGUGCAUGACCUCUGCAAGGCAAGGGGGAACCCAGUUAUUCUCUGCCGAGCUAUCCAUAGCUAUGUUGCUGCUUGUCAAGCAGCUGGUGUCCAGAUCAAACCCUGGAGGACAGCAAACUUCUGUCCUAUGAAGUGCCCAGUCAACAGUCAGUAUGAACUCUGCACUCGGGCUUGUCCCAGCAGAUGCAAAGAGGCAACUGGCAUCACGAAGUGCCCCAACCACUGUGCUGAAGGCUGCCAGUGUAAAAAUGGCUUCUUUAUGGCAGGGUACCACUGUGCCCCCGUCAGUCAAUGUCGCUGCUUCCACAAAGGCAUGUGGCUUAAGCCUGGAACUCCAACGAUCACAGCCAAUUGCAUGGAGAGAUGUACUUGUGAACGUCAAGGUCAACUGGCAUGCACUCCAUUCCCAUGUGCAUCUGGAAAAACUUGUGUACUGAAUAAUAACAAAUGGGACUGUGUCGGGAAGGAGGGACACUGCACCAUUGCCCAUGAACACAUCUUCACCUCUUUUGAUGGAGUAUCUGGAAAGCUUCCAAGCGAGGGGUCCUUUGAGAUCACAGCCCUUGUCAAUGCUAAGUCAAAAUCUUGGUUCCGGGUGGUGGUGCAGGUGAAGAAAUGUCCCCAGUGUGCGACACCCAGUGUGGUCUCUGUCACUGUCUAUUUCCACAAGCUGAUUGUGCUGGUGAAUAAGGAUAGCUCAGUUUCGGUGAAUGGGCAUCCUGUUCAUCUCCCAGCUCAGCCUUCCAAGGAGGUAUCAAUAACCUUGAUCCAAGAUACGGUGAUAGUGGCACAUGAAACAGGUGUACAGGUUCUCUAUAGUACUGGUGGUGAGUUAACAGUGACAAUCAGUGCAACCCUGGCCAACAAAGUGUUCAGAUCCUGUGGGAACUUCAAUGGUAAUGGUGCAGAUGACCUGAGACUUCCCCAUGGUAAGAAGGCCCACACCAUUACUGAGGUCCUCAACUACUGGAGAGUCAGAACAGGAAUACAACAGGGUAUGUAA
Protobothrops mucrosquamatus (brown spotted pit viper) is the source of this 6975-nucleotide messenger RNA. RefSeq names its product IgGFc-binding protein-like. The record is from RefSeq and is a predicted model, not a curated record. Gene Ontology annotation, molecular function: protein binding. Bases 1 to 6975 code for a protein of 2324 amino acids. Lineage: Eukaryota; Metazoa; Chordata; Lepidosauria; Squamata; Viperidae. The transcript is spliced from 9 exons.